AUGGAACCAAGAUCAAGAGAAACUACUCCUACAAAGGAGGAUUUGGAUUUUAUAGUUGAUGAUGGUUAUAGACAUGAUGUUGAUCCAGAUUAUGUUCCAGUUUAUGUUCCAGAUGAAAAAUAUCUUGUUAGUGGAAAAGAGUUUAAAAAACUAACCAGAAAUGCUAAAAAGCUUGGUGCUGAAUCCCUUGAUUAUUCAACACGGAAAAAUAACAAAUACAUGGCAACACUUCCAAGUGGAAAAAAAGUUCAUUUUGGAUCACCAAAUUAUCCAGACUACACUAUUCACAAAGAUAAAGAUCGACGAGAUAAAUAUCUUGCUAGAGCUAAAAAGAUUAAAAAUAAACAGGGGGAGUUAACUUAUACUAAUCCUGAAUCGAGUAACUAUUGGAGUGUACAUCUACUCUGGCCAGAAAAAAAGUGAAUUAAAGAUUUGAUAAAAAAUUUCAAAAAUUUGAUAAAAAAGUUCAAAAAUUAUGUUACUAGUAAUUAUGUUGAUGAUAAUUUUAAAAAAGAACUUAUAAAAGUUUUAGAAGAAGGAUUAAAAGAAAUUUCAGAAAGAUUAUAUUCUAUAGAAGUCACAAUUGAAAAUAAAUUAAUGCUUAAAGAUUAAAUUAUUAUAAUAAAAAAUGCAGCUGUCUAGUUACGAAAAUAUUACUCAAGACAAUAUUAUCUUUAAUGAAGCCAAAGAAUUCAAAGUCAAAGAUAGCAAGAUCAAAUACAAAAGUAUCCCAAUUGAAAAUAUCAAAUAUCCAAAUGGAAAGAAAGGAGCUUUGGUAGUUGAAACUCCACUUCUUUUCAGCUUUGGUGUUAAUGAGAAGAAAAAUCAAGAAACAAACAAGUUAGUUGGUUAUAGUAUGUCAGUAUGUCUUUGGGCUAAAGAUAGUGAGCCGAAUAAUGAAGAAAAAGCAUUUUUUGAUGCUAUUAACAAUGUAACAACUCUUUCUCAGCAUCAUUUAGAGAGUGAAUACGGUUCAGAUCUAGCAUCAAAUCUAUCUUCACCAUUUUAUCACAAACAGGAAGAAUAUAUAGAUAAGAAAGGAAAGAAGAAAACAAGAAUAGAUCACUCAUCCGCUCCAGUUCUUUACGCAAAACUUAUUUACUCAGAAAAAUCAAAGAAAAUUUUAUCUUUGUUUAAGGGAAAGGGAGGUAAGGAUUUAAAUCCUUUUAAAUAUAUUAACCAGUAUUGUAAUGUUAAGAUGGCUUUGAUAAUCGAAGGAAUAUUUAUUAGUAAGACUGUAACAUCUUUACAAAUAAAAGUACAUGAGUGCUAUGUCAAACCACUUAAACCUAGAGAGGCUUUACUAACAAUUGAAGAGGAAAAUGAAGAUGAAGAUGAAGAUGAAGAGGUUACUACUGAGAAAGUAGUUAUAUCUGAUGAAGAAGAAACUGAGUAA
This is a messenger RNA of Porites lobata, 1396 nucleotides long. Lineage: Eukaryota; Metazoa; Cnidaria; Anthozoa; Scleractinia; Poritidae. The record is from the annotation of a GenBank genome assembly.